AUGAAGUUCGCGAAGGAGCUCGAUGAGAAUGCGGUGCCGGAGUGGAAGAGCAAGUACCUCGACUACAAGCAGGGCAAGAAGAAGCUCAAGGCGGUCCAGAGAGCCAUACGGGCGGUGGAGGCAAGGUCGCCGGUGUUGACGCGCUUGACGGACCGGACGUCGCCGUUCAAUAGCUUCAGGGAUGCACCGGUCAGGGCGCUGUUGAAGUUUCCAGAUGGGCAGGACAGCGAUGCGCCGUUGAAGCUACAGCGGAGCAGGAGUGAAGCUGUCACGAACCAGUUCCCCCUUUCGCCCGGGGAGGGAGAUGUUGGAGAUGUCACGACGCAAACCCGAACAGGACGGGUGAACGAGCGCAGUCCUCUUCGCGCGAAUGGCGAGCCACGGAUGCAAAGAUAUGGCAGCAUACUCGGUAGCCCUCCCCGUCCGAGCCAGGACUCUGGCAGCUCACGCGCUGAGCUACGUCCUGCUUCGACAUUGGACCUCCCUAUGCCCAGCCUGAACCCCGAUCUCACCAAAGAAGAGCAACCUAGGGACUUGUCAAUUGGACGGGCAAGCGACCCAGAGUACGACAGUGUCAGCCCUGGCGAUGUCCAGCCGCCUUCGCCAGAAAGAACGAGGGUCGCAAAUCCCCAGGCACGUCAUCCAGGACAAAGCGAUAGCCAUGACUUCGCCGCUAGAGAGGCCGCACCAACGCAGAAAAGAGGUUCUUCCACCCUGCCUUCUCGUCUACAAAACCUCCUUGCACGACAACCUCACCGCUCAGCUUCAGCGUCAGAUGUCCGCCCUUUGGCCACACGGAUCUUCUGGUUCAAUCGUGACCACAAUGCCCGCGACCAGCCAGGUGGUCAAGAAAUACCUCUGGAAGAGCAUCGAGAUCUUGACUUUAGAAUGGCCGAGUUCUUCCUCUUCCUGGAUAAGGAGCUGCGCAAGAUUGAAGAAUUCUACAAGUCAAAGGAGGACGAAUCCACGGAUCGCUUGACAAUCCUCCGCUCUCAGUUGCACACAAUGAGAGACCAACGGCUGGAAGAUGUCAAAUUCAAACAAGCCCAGCAAAAGCCAAAUGGACAUCGACACGUCUCCACGGUGGCAAACAUCGGACAGCGCAAAAUUGGCAAGACCUCACGAUACAUGGCAAGCCUUGCUACGCCGUCCUUACCAGCGGUGAAUGCAGAAGACGAGCCUCGCUCGACGGCUGAGCAGGACUACGUACGAAGAAAUCACGACGUCCCUUAUAGUGCUGCAAAGCGAAAGCUCAAGUCUGCCUUCCAGGAGCUGUAUCGCGGUCUCGAGCUUUUGAAAUCGUACAGUAUGGUCAACCGCACCGCCUUCCGGAAGAUCAGCAAAAAGUAUAACAAGAGUGUCUCACUCAGCACGCCCGAUGAGCAGAAGCGAACCUCCCUGCAGAAUGACUACAUGGGCGAGAAGGUCAAUGGAGCUCAUUUCGUGAUCUCGGAGCUGCCUGACCGGCUAAUGCAAGACAUAGAAGAUCUGUACGCUCGUUACUUCGAGAGGGGCAACCGCAAACUCGCAGUCAGCAAGCUUCGAGCCAAGCCUGUCAGAGCCUCAGACUACAGCGGCUCCAUGUAUCGCGCUGGUAUGCUGCAAGGCAUCGGCUUCUCUAUGGGCAUCACGGGACUGGUGUAUGCCGCGAUCGAAUACUAUGGAAUGUCCGACGGCUCGAAGAAGCAGACGGAGAUCUCGUAUUUGCUGCAGAUUUAUGGCGGCUACUUCGCGUUUCUGAUGCUCUCAUUCCUGUUCAUCCUGGAUGCUUGGGUCUUUGAGCAGUUCCACGUCAAUUACCCUUUCAUCUUUGAGCUCGACAACCGCACCCUUGUCAACUGGCGUCAGGUGUCAGAACUGCCGUCAGUGCUGGCUUGCAUGCUUGGGAUUUGCAUGUGCAUCAACUUCAGCGAGAUGGCUGACGAUGCCUUAUACCUGUACUGGCCGGUCUUGCUCGUCGGCGUUUCCGUCUUUCUACUCUUCGCACCAGUAUCUGGCUUCUUCUACUCACGCUCUCGCAAAUGGCUCUCGAUAACACUAUGGCGACUGCUCUUCUCCGGAGUGUACUCUGUCGAGUUCCGCGACUUCUUCCUCGGCGAUAUGUUCUGCUCGCAGACGUACGCCAUGGGGAAUAUCGAGCUGUUCUUCUGCCUCUACGCCAAGGGCUGGAACAGCCCUGGACAGUGCAACAGUGGUAACAGCAGACUCCUUGGCUUCUUCAGCGCCCUGCCUGGGAUUUGGCGAGCGCUGCAGUGCGCCAGGCGAUAUCGGGACACCUGGAAUUGGUACCCUCACUUGGCGAACAUGGGCAAAUACUCUUUCACCAUCCUGCAAUAUAUGACGCUAAGUCUGUGGCGCCUGAAUGAGGAGUCAGACCACCUCAAGGGCCUCUUCAUCGCCUGCGCAUCGAUCAACAGCAUCUAUUGCCUUCUAUGGGACAUCUUCAACGACUGGUCGCUAUCGCCCCGCUCGCUCAGACCAACACUGGCCUACCGCAAGCACAAGUGGUGGUACUACGCUGCCAUGGUCCAGGACGCGAUUCUUCGAUUCGUCUGGCUUGGCUAUGUCAUCUUCCCGCGCGACUAUCAGGUCCAGCAUUCAAGCAUAAUCAGCUUCAUGAUCGCUUUCCUUGAGAUAUUACGGAGAGGCGUCUGGGUCAUCUUCCGGGUCGAGAACGAACACUGCACCAACGUCGAAAAGAACCGCGCGAUCAAGCAAACGGAUCUGCCGUAUCCCGAGCCCCAGCGUGCUAGAUUGUCUACUGCCCGUCCGGACGAAGUCGCCGAACGGAUGGACGAUCUGGUUGAGACGCCUGAAGAAGCGGAGGCUACUACUACCAGUUCGCAGCUUGAGCGUCAUCCUUCGACAGCGGCAUCGACGGUCAGACGACGGGGGCAGCAAGUGCAGCAGGAUUCUCCCGUCACGAGAGCGUUGAAGAGGGUUGGCAGUGCUGUUCUGAACGCUCACGAUCAGGACUACGAGCGGAGACGGCCUGCGGCUGUUGUGGAGGGUGAUUCGGAGGACGACGAGGAUGAUGAGGAGGAGGAGGAUAGUGAUCGUGGCGCGUAG
Saxophila tyrrhenica is the source of this 3069-nucleotide messenger RNA. It is a transcript of the gene SYG1, whose product is annotated as Xenotropic and polytropic retrovirus receptor 1. The record is from RefSeq and is a predicted model, not a curated record. Gene Ontology annotation, biological process: phosphate ion transport; cellular response to phosphate starvation. NCBI's taxonomy places the organism in Eukaryota, Fungi, Ascomycota, Dothideomycetes, Mycosphaerellales, Extremaceae. The coding region runs from base 1 to 3069 and encodes 1022 amino acids. Gene Ontology annotation, molecular function: inositol hexakisphosphate binding. Gene Ontology annotation, cellular component: cytoplasm; Golgi apparatus; plasma membrane. The transcript is spliced from 5 exons.